This is a messenger RNA of Salvia miltiorrhiza (redroot sage), 2586 nucleotides long. RefSeq names its product serine/threonine-protein kinase Nek5-like. Gene Ontology annotation, molecular function: protein kinase activity; ATP binding. The transcript has 15 exons. Gene Ontology annotation, biological process: protein phosphorylation; microtubule-based process. The record is from RefSeq and is a predicted model, not a curated record. Bases 345 to 2462 code for a protein of 705 amino acids. Gene Ontology annotation, cellular component: cortical microtubule. Lineage: Eukaryota; Viridiplantae; Streptophyta; Magnoliopsida; Lamiales; Lamiaceae.
AGGCCCACUUUUCCCAGCUUAGUUUAAUUCAACCCAUAAAAAAAUACCUGUAUUUCUUAGUGCAAAAUUUAACUAAGUACAUUUUAUGAAAAAAGAUUUAACUACAUUUUCAAUCAUUUCAAUGCUUACUUCAUUUCCGAAAAUUUAGUGCUCAUGCUUUUCUUCUUGGUCUGUUAAUUCUGCUCUUUAUGCCAUUCAACAAAAUCUUUGAAACUAAUCUACACAAGAAGAAGAAGCAGCAGAAAAUCCAAAGAUUAGGUUAAUUAAUUUCACAUUCUCAUUUAUUGUGCUCAUGCACAUAGCCACUGCCUGCAGCAGUUCAGUUAUUCGGGAUUGCUGAGAAGAUGGAGUCAAAGAUGGACCAUUAUGAGAUCAUGGAGCAGAUUGGGCGUGGAGCUUUUGGUGCAGCCAUUUUGGUUAAUCACAAGUUGGAAAGAAAAAAGUAUGUGCUGAAGAAGAUUCGAUUGGCUAGACAAACAGAACGUUGCAGGAGAUCAGCUCAUCAGGAGAUGGCCCUAAUUGCUCAGCUACAGCAUCCGUUCAUCGUCGAGUUCAAGGAAGCUUGGGUGGAGAAGGGUUGCUUUGUUUGCAUAGUUACUGGCUAUUGUGAAGGUGGUGACAUGGCUGAGCUUAUGAAGAAAGCCAAUGGGCACUACUUUCCUGAGGAGAAACUGUUGAAGUGGUUCACUCAGCUAUUGCUGGCAGUUGAGUAUCUUCAUUCUGGUUUUGUUCUCCAUCGGGACCUCAAAUGCUCCAACAUCUUCCUCACCAAAGAUCAAGAUAUUCGUCUAGGUGAUUUCGGGCUUGCUAAAACUUUGAAAGCAGAUGAUUUAGCUUCUUCAGUGGUUGGAACUCCAAAUUACAUGUGCCCCGAACUACUUGCUGAUAUUCCUUAUGGUUUGAAAUCUGAUAUAUGGUCCCUUGGUUGCUGCAUGUAUGAAAUGGCUGCUCAUCGUCGUGCAUUCAAGGCUUCUGAUAUGGCAGGCUUAAUAAGCAAGAUUAACCGAUCAGCCAUUGGCCCGUUGCCUCCUUGUUACUCCCCAUCCUUGAAAUCUCUCAUCAAGAGCAUGCUGCGCAAAAAUCCUGAACAUCGGUCGAGUGCGUCUGAGCUCUUGAUGAAGCACACUUUUCUGCAACCCUACAUCGAUGAGUACCGUCAAUCUUACACUGCUCCUACAAGACAUAUUUGUACUGCUAACGACAAUAGGAAGGGUAUGACUGAAAGCGAAAGCAGCAGCAGCAGCAGUUCUUGCAGCGACAGAGACAGCCUGAUGUCGAGUGAGAUUCAAGAGGAUGACCUUAUCAUUGCUGAAACUCGUUCCUACGGGCAGCUUCGGUUAAGAGAUGGUCUACAAGAAACUGAUUCGUCGCCUGCAAAUGCCAAGGAAGCUGAGAGGGACGACAUGCCAAAGCAGCCGAGGGUCAUCAAGAACAUUAUAAAGGCUCUGAAGGAAGGCAAAAGCAGAGAAAAUACUUCUCCCUUGAGAGACUGCCAUGCAAGAUCAAGUAGUGCAAGCUCUUCAAAGCCCCGGUCAUCUGUCAUGGAAACUCCACAAAAGACCAAAGUCAGACAUGAAGGAACCCCUUCUACUGCUCCUAUGAAGCUAGUUUCUGGUGAAGAACUCUCUUCCACACGAGCCCUCAAUAGAACUUCUUCAUUUCCUGCUCGGAUGAGACAGCUGGGACGCCACCCAGAUAAAGCUUCGGAUGGUGAUGAACAUGCCAAAUCAGUGCCUCGUACCUCACGAUUGCACUUUCGUGAAGAAAUCAUGCAGCAUUGUAGGAACUCUGCUGCAUCUAAUAGAAUGCAGAAAGAUGGUAGACAUGCAGCAUCUUCAGUCCCGGGAUUUGAGCUUGGUAAUGACGUAAGAACUCCUAGUAGCUCGUCAUCAUCUCCCUCGAAGAAACACCAUGAGACCUGCUGCAAAGCCAUGAACCAGCAAGCUACCGAGCUAGAUAUCAACGAGUCUAGACCGAGCUGCUCCACACCUUCCUCGUCACACUCUGAAAGAGCGUGUGACGGGGUUCAAGCAACAGCACGCUCCAUUGAUACUUUCCAUGAGAUUUUGGAGGAUGAAGAGAUGAGCUGUGCUUUACAUAUGGAGAUGAUCCCACCUUGUGGUGAUGAGGAAAUCCUCGUUUCACCGGUAACGGACGCCUCCUCCUCCUCCAUCACCAUAUGUCACGUUACAUCGGAUUCUUCCAGCUCAGCUCAACCAAACACAUCGGAGGAAGUAGUGGCAAAGGAGACCUUAGAUGUGAAAUCGUUUAGGCAACGGGCAGACGCGCUCGAGGGGCUGCUGGAGCUGUGUGCUGAUUUGCUUGAGCAGAGCAAGUUGGAAGAGCUUGCAGUAGUUUUGAAGCCUUUUGGGAAGGAAAAGGUUUCUCCCAGAGAUACAGCAAUGUGGUUGGCUAAAAGCCUUAAAGGGAUGAUGCUUGAAGAGAGUGGGAGGCUUGCAUGAAUUCUUUCAUAUUUUUUUUCUCUUCAUUUAUUUAUUUAUUAGCAAUGCAUUCACUUGUGUCACUGAUCGAAAACGGUUUGAAGUAGAGGAUCUCGUCUGUAUAUGAAAUAUAUAUUUAUCACUA